This is a messenger RNA of Vitrella brassicaformis, 1257 nucleotides long. The record is from the annotation of a GenBank genome assembly. Lineage: Eukaryota; Vitrellaceae.
UCACGGCACCGGUUGCGGCGUGUGGCUGUUGGCGGGGUUGGGAGGGCGGGGAUGUCUGUUAAGGCGCGUGUCGAUCUUGGCCUUCGCGCCUUUUACCCUCCCUCCGUCCCACACCCUCCGCCAUGCCCUCUCCUCCCGCUGGCGCAGCUCGUCCUGGCUGGGGAUGCCGCCCUUGCCCGUGGCUACCCAGGGCUGGCGGCGCUCCCCUUUGGGAGGGGUGGGGGCGGAGUCGAGGGACUUAAGUUGCGCGGCCUUUGGUGGCGGCGCGAGGGGCAGGGUGUGGAGGGUGGUGGUGGCACUGGCCUGGUGUUUGGGCAUCCACAGGUCAUCGAUGUGCUCAAUGGCCUGGAUGCAAUGCAGACGAAACCCCGACGCUCUACCCUCCUUGUUUGUAUGUGCUUGGGCGUGUGCAUGUGGAGUGAGGCAAGCCUGCACCCGCUCACCGGCUCGGUGUGGUAAAUGCCACGCUUCAGCCGUCGCACCAGGUCUGCAGCCUCUUUAGUCUGCAAUACAAGUCGAACAAAUCAGACAAACCAACCACACACCCAACAAUGUCGUGUGUGUGUGUGUGUGUGUGUUGGGGAGGGGGGCGGACCUGCGUCUCCGGCGACACCUGCAGCCGGCGCAGGCUGCUCUCGAGCUCCGCCAGCUUAGUGGCCACACACACACCGCCGCCCCCCACCCCCACAGCCCCGGUCGAGCCGCCCGCCGCCGGAGCACCGCCCCCCUUCUGCAGCCGCAGCUGGGCCGCAGCAGCCCGCAUCAGGCGGGCCUCCUCAGCGGCCUCACGCUGCUCGCGGAGGGGCGACACGUCCUCAUGGCCUGCACACAAGACAAAGAGGGAGGAGCGGAUGAGAUGAAGGCACGCUCAUAUUGCAGGGCGGUGGCUGCGUCCCGCGCCUACCGACCAAGGAGCGGCGAAUGUGGUCCUUCUGCUCCUUGCUCACGCCAGCGUCGAUGAUCAGGCGCAGCUGGUCCCCCUUGGCCUUCAUGCUGGCCCCGCUGCUCAGGAUGGUGAUGAUCUCCUCAGAGAUGUCGGCGUCCUUCUGCCCCUCCAACCUAACCUUAUUGGCUGCAGACAGAACACGACAGAAAGCAUCCAUGCAUCUUGGCAACCACCACCUGGCCGUCCUCUAUCGUGUGCUCACCGUCCCGCCCCUUCUUGCCCGUCUUGCUCUUUUUGUACUUGCUCAUCUCCUUGUGGUGCGGGCCGUCUGCAAACGGCCUGCCGGGCCGCCAGCCGUCGCGCCCCGACAU